Molecule: messenger RNA, 4066 nt
Organism: Trifolium pratense (red clover)
Lineage: Eukaryota; Viridiplantae; Streptophyta; Magnoliopsida; Fabales; Fabaceae
Product: filament-like plant protein 7
Exons: 6
Coding region: 580-3840 (1086 amino acids)
Source: RefSeq, a predicted model, not a curated record
AUCAUAUUAUUAUUACUAUAUUAAUAUAUGACUCUGGUAAACUGCAACUUUGAUGAGCUGAUGCUCUCCUCUUACAAGACAUAAAUCUGGAAACAUAUGGCCUACUGUAUUUAAAAAUCUCUCCUCCUCCUCUUUUCUCGUGCUAUUAAGCAGAUCCAACAAAAACCACCAAGCGUCCAAGCCGACACUUACCCAUUUCCUCUCUUCCACUUCUCUCACCAACAAACAAAAUCACUCUGUCAAUCAUUUUCUCUUCACUCUUACUCUUCACUUUCCCUUCUUUUUACUUCUUUCCCUUUUCCUUCUCUCUCACCAAACACACUCUCUACACCACAAACCUUACUUACCUAUCUAUCUCUCAUUGUUGUUCUUGUUGUUGAGUUCUCUUCAUACAGUGUUUUACAGAUCAAAUCAAACAUCAUUUACAUUUUCAUGUCUUAACACUUAACCUUCCUCUCUUAAAUCUUUCUUAUUCUUAUCACCUUCUUCAUUCACUUCACCACAUUUCAAGUUUCUUACUUCAACAUGCACAACUUCACUCUCAUAUUUCAUUCAUAGAGUUAGAUCCUUGUUAUCAUUAUGGAUCAAAAAGGGUGGCCUUGGAGGAAAAAGUCAUCAGAAAAGACAACUUUAACUACUGAAAAUACCAAUCUCACUUCAAAAGAAAAUGGAGAGGUACAGGCACUUCUAGCUGAUAAAGAAAACUUGGAGAAAGAAUUCAAAGAAUUAAAUAAUAAGCUUACUUUGGCACUCUCUGAUUGUAAUGCUAAAGAUGAGCUUGUGAAGAAACAAACAAAAAUUGCACAAGAUGCAGUGGCAGGUUGGGAAAAAGCAAAAGUCGAAGCGUUGUCUAUGAAGCAAGGUCUUGAGGAAGCUUUGCAGCAUCGAUUAGUUUAUGAAGAAAGAGUAGCCCAUUUGGAUGGAGCUCUCAAGGAAUGUAUGCAGCAGUUACGAUUUGUUCGAGAAGAACAAGGGCAAAGGAUUCAUGAUGCUGUGAUGAAGGCUUCAAAAGAAUUUGAAAAAGAGUGCAUGGUUUGGGAGGAGCAGUUAUCCGAGACAAGUAAAAGGCUGGCAAAAGCUGAGACUGAAAAUUCUCAUCUUAAUAAAACCAUUUUCGCAAGAGAAAAAUUGAUCGAGGACCUGAAAAGACAAUUGACUCAAGCCGAGGCAGAUCAUAGUGCACUGAGGAAUAGAUUAGAGUCCACUGAGAAAGAUAAUACCUCUCUGAAGUAUGAGGUUCGGGUGCUUGAAAAGGAGUUGGAGAUCCGAAAUGAAGAGAGAGAAUUUAGUUGUCGGACCGCUGAUGUUUCUCACAAACAUCACUUAGAGAAUGUUAAAAAAAUUGCCAAGUUAGAAUCAGAAUGUCAGAGGUUACGCCUUCUGGUUCGAAAACGGUUACCAGGUCCUGCUUCCUUGGCGAAAAUGAAAAAUGAAGUUGAAUUUUUAGGACGAGAUUCCGUUGAAAUAAGAAGGAACAAGUUGAAUUCAACUAGUUUAAUGUUCGAAUCUUCACUUGACGGUUCUCCCGGGACUCCGAAUAGAAGAAUCAAUACUUUGACAGAGCAGCUGUAUGCCGUGGAAGAAGAAAACAAAGCUUUAAAAGAUUCCCUAAAUAGGAAAAUGAGUGAGCUCCAAUUCUCAAGAGUAAUGCUUUCUCGCACAGCAUCCAAACUUUUGCAACUCGAGUCUCAGAGUGAAGAAUCUUCUAAAGGUCAAGUAGCUUUGGAGCAGCAUAGAAGUAACCUUACACCACAUGAAUUCUCGUUUGCAUCGAUGUCUGAUAUUGGCAGUGAUGACAAGGUUAGCUGUGCCGACUCCUCGGCUUCGGCGUUGAUUUCAGAACUGGAUCACUUUAGAAGUGGAAAACAAAAGGAAUCAUGGUCCUGCAGAAGCAUUGGAGCUUCAGACAUAAAUCUCAUGGAUGACUUUGUCGAAAUGGAAAAAUUGGCAGUGGUUUCUGUUGAAAAAUCCUCGGAAAUCUCUGGUGCUUCUUUGAAAGAAGUUAAUGAGAUCAAUGGCUUCUCAGAGACCGGGAAAAGUGAGACUACCCCCGAAGUAGUAGGUAAGGCGACCAUUCCAGUUUCUGAUCACAUUUCAGACUUCAUGGCAUCGAUUCAGAAAACAUGUUCCCUUGAUGAACUUAAGGAUAACAUUCCUAGUUGGCUUCAAGAUGUAGUAAAAAUGGUCCUGGAACAAAACCAUGUCACUCAUAAAAAUCCUGAUGCAAUACUCGAGAAUAUUAGAGAAGCUAUGAGGUAUCUGAAUAAUCAAGAUCCGUGUGUCUUUGGUUCGAACAAAGUCUCUGGUCAUGUUGACGAAUCUGAUACUUCAAAUAACUCUUCGACAGUAGUUCCAUCCACUGACGUAAAUAUUACUGACCUGUCACCAGUAAAGAAAACCAAACAACAAGCUCAGGAAGAUCCGAGUAAAUCAAUAGGAAAGAUAAUUGAGCUUAUUGAAAGAAUCAGCUUGCUUGCUGUGGAUUGUGAUAACUCAGAUUCCUUAAGCACUAGUGAUUCAGGAAUGCCAACAGGCUAUAUGGUUCGUGUUUUCCAGUGGAAAACAUCUGAACUCGGCAACGUUUUACAGCAAUUUCUACACGUGUGUUAUGAUUUACUGAAUGGCAAGGUUGAUCAUGAAAAAUUUGCCGAAGAACUAACAGUAGCUUUGGAUUGGAUAAUGAAUCACUGCUUUUCACUUCAGGAUGUUUCUUGUAUGAGGGAUGCUAUCAAGAAACAAUUUGACUGGGAUGAGACACGAAGCGAAAGUGAAGCAGAGUUUGGGAUGUUGAGUCAUUUUGUAGAGGAAGAUAAGUUGCAUCAUUCCGCAGAACAGUUGUCAUGUUUGCCUCAAGCAACUACUUCAGAUGGUCACGAUCUUCAGACUCGAGAAAUGUAUUGUGACGAGGAAGAAGAAAUUAAAAAUAUUAAAGGAAGAUUGAUCAGCGCUGAAUCUCAAAAGGAAACAUUGGAAGGGACACUUCAAUCAGCUACUGAUAAGAUUGAUUCCUUAACGAAUCAACUUCAAGAAUCGGAGAAUACUAUUAACAGCUUGAGAUUAGAGUUACAAUCCUCAAACAAAUGCAAUGGAAUACUUGAGGAUCAAAUACAAAAUCACAAAGCGAUGAAAUCAGAUCUUGAUGCACAGCGUAAAGGGACCGAAUUAAAAGAAGUUGGUCUCAAGGUUUUGGAAUUAGAAGUGGAACUCGAGAACAAAAACCACUGUUGUGAAGAAUUAGAGACCAGAUGUCUUGAAUUGCAGCUUCAGGUUGAAAGCAUGUCAAAGGAGUGCUCAGACCCUGAUAUCAACCAGAAAGACAAGCCAUUACGAACUGAUUUGGAGAUAACAGCUGCUUCAGAAAAGUUGGCAGAGUGUCAAGAAACCAUCCUUAACCUUGGGAAGCAACUGAAGUCAUUGGCUGCGCCAAAGGAUGCAUCCCUUUUCGACAAUGUCAUUGCUGCGCAGCUAACCAAUACCAACACGUCAUCUGCCACCACCACCACGGUAUCAAAAAUGAAUCCUAACCCUGCUCCUCCGAAAGUUAUGAAAGUGAAGAAUCGAUCUCUUCUCGACCAGAUGCUGUCUGACGAUGAUACUAAAGCCAAGGUUUCCAAAGUAAGUGACGGCGACUCCAAUCUCACCACCAUUCCAGGCUUUAUAGAGCCACUGGAGAAAAUUUUAGCUUUGAAUGGAUUUAAAGAUCAGGAUGAUAGUGCUACUGCUAAUGAUUUGGCCAUUGUACCUACUAAGAAAUCGGGAAGUGGAAGUUUGUGGAAGAAGUUAUUAUGGAAAAAGAAGAAAAGUGGCAACAUGAAAACAACUCUUCCAUUGAAUACCUGAAAGGCUCAUUCAUAUAAUAAUUUUCGGUGUUGUUCAAUACAGUACUUACUGAAAGAAGGAAAUUAUAUUUCUUUUUAUUGAAGGAACUUGGUUGGUGCUUUUGUGUGUUUUGAUCUUGUAUAUAUGCCUUAAAACUAACAGCCGAAAGUUCAUGUUAAGCCAUUGUUAAGAUACUAGUUUGGUCACCAUAACUCUAUCUCAGCUUCGGUUCGGUUCUUUUAUAAAA